Messenger RNA from Dovyalis caffra, 2919 nucleotides. Lineage: Eukaryota; Viridiplantae; Streptophyta; Magnoliopsida; Malpighiales; Salicaceae. The record is from the annotation of a GenBank genome assembly.
AUGAUUGCCUCGUUGCUUGUCUUUUUAAGUGGAAAGGAUCAGUUGCUACCAAGUGAAGAGGAAGGUCAGAGGCUUUUUCGUGCAAUUCCAAAAUGUGAAAAUCGUAGAUUUAAUGACAGUGGACAUUUCCUUCUUCUGGAAGAUGGCAAUGAUUUGGCAACAAUCAUCAAAGGUUCUGCUGCUUUCUAUCGCCGUGGAAUAUGCCAUGACUAUGUUUCAGAUUAUAUACCGCCGACCCCUUCGGAAGUGAAGAAGUUAUACGAAUUAAGCAGGUUGUCUCUGCUAGCUGCAAGUGCUGUCAUGCUUUCAACUCUGGAAGAUGGGAAUAUUGUGAAAGGCCUUGCAGGAAUUCCUUCAGAUGGACCAGUCCUGUACGUUGGCUAUCACAUGUUAAUGGGACAUGAACUGGUCCCUAUGGUAUCCCAUAUGUUGUUGGAAAGAAAUAUUCUUCUGAGAGGGCUAGCGCAUCCACUUCUUUUCAUGAGGAAGAAGAAAGAAGGGAGUAUGCCUCCAUUAUCAGAUUUUGAGUCCAUGAGGGUAAUGGGUGCAGUUCCAGUUUCAGGAACCAAUUUGUUCAAACUUCUAUCUUCAAAGGCUCAUGUGCUACUGUACCCUGGAGGCGCACGUGAGGCUGCUCAUCGGAAGGGUGAACAGUAUAAGUUAUUCUGGCCAGAACAGUCUGAGUUUGUGAGGACAGCAGCUAGAUUUGGAGCCAAAAUUGUGCCAUUUGGAGUUGUUGGAGAAGAUGAUUUUGGUGAAGUGGUUUUUGAUUAUGACGAUCAAAUGAAGAUUCCUUGGCUAAGAGAAGACAUCAGAAGGUUUACAGAAGAAGAGGGUAUCAAAGUGAGGGCUCAAAAAAAUGAUGCGGUGGGAGACGAAGAUAUGCACUAUCCAUGGGUGCUACCAAAAUUUCCAGGCAGGUUCUAUUACUACUUUGGGAAACCGAUUGAAACAGAAGGCAGGAAGCUGGAACUAAGGGACAAGGACAAAGCCCAAGAAUUGUACUUAGAAAUCAAACAUGAGGUGGAGAAAUACCUUGCAUUUUUGAAGGAAAAAAGAGAGAGUGAUCCUUACAGAAACAUAGUUGCUCGUUUGGCUUACCAAGCCAUGAACGACGGCGGUGAUGGUGGUCCGCCUCGGUGGUUCUCUCCGCUGGAGUGUGGGUCCCGCUCGGAUAAUUCUCCUCUUCUUCUAUUUUUGCCGGGGAUUGAUGGUACCGGACUAGGACUCAGCACGCAGCACAAUUCUCUGGGAAAGAUUUUCGACAUAUGGUGCUUGCAUAUUCCAGUUAAGGACAGAACAUCCUUUCUAGGCCUGGUGAAGCUUACUGAAAGGACUGUACGAUCGGAGAGUUACCAGUUUCCUAAUCGACCGAUAUAUCUUGUUGGAGAAUCUCUUGGAGCAUGUCUUGCCCUUGCUGUUGCAGCUCGUAACCCUGAUGUUGAUCUUGUACUCGUUUUGGCCAAUCCAGCAACAUCGUUUGAGAAGUCACGGCUGCAGCCUCUCAUACCUUUAUUGGAAGUCUUACCGUUCCAACACCAGCUUACCGUUCCUUACAUAUUGAGCUUAAUGACAGGUGAUUCUCUGAGGAUGGCAAUGGACAAUGCAGUGAAGGGAUUUGCUCUAGAACAAACAAUUGGAGGAUUAUCACAAGAUUUGGUUGCAAUGUCAUCUUACCUCAAUGCUCUGGCUAAUAUCUUGCCUAGAGAAACACUUCUUUGGAAGCUACAGAUGCUUAAAACAGCUUCAGCAUAUACCAACUCACGCCUCCAUGCUGUAAAAUGUCAAACGCUCGUACUUUCUAGUGGAAAGGAUCAGUUGCUUCCAAGUGAAGAAGAAGGUCACAGGCUUUAUCUUACGCUGCCAAAAUGUGAGAAUCGCAAGUUUAACGACAGUGGCCAUUUCCUCUUCUUGGAACAUGAUGUUGAUUUGGUAAAUGUCAUCAAGGGAGCUAGUUUCUAUCGUCGUGGAAAAUACCUUGACUACAUAUCAGAUUACAUACCACCAACCCCUCCUGAAUUCAAAAAAUUAUAUGAAUCAUACAGAUUGUUUAUGCUUGCCACAAGCCCUGUGAUGCUCUCAUCUUUUGAAGAUGGGAAGAUUAUGAGGGGCCUUGCUGGAGUUCCUUCAGAAGGACCGGUAUUGUUUGUUGGUUAUCACAUGCUAAUGGGAACUGAAGUGGCCCCAUUGAUAUCCAACUUUUUGUUGGAAAGAAAUAUUCUUAUAAGAGGGAUAGCACAUCCAAUGAUGUUUGUGAAAUUGAAGAAAGAAGGAUUGUUGCCUCCAUUGUCACAGUUUGAUGCAAUCAGAUCUAUGGGAGCAGUUCCUGUUUCAGGAAGCAAUUUUUUCAAACUUAUGUCUUCAAAGGCUCAUGCGUUAUUAUACCCUGGAGGCAUGCGGGAGGCCUGUCAUCGAAAGGGUGAACAAUACAAGUUAUUCUGGCCAGAACAGUCAGAGUUCGUCAGAAUGGCAGCUAGGUUUGGAGCCAAAAUUGUGCCGUUUGGUGCCGUUGGAGAGGAUGAUUUUGGGGAAGUGGUUUUUGAUUAUGAUGAUCAAAUGAAGAUUCCUUUCCUUAGGGAUUACAUAAAACAAUUAUCAGAAGAGGCUGUGAGUUUGAGGACUGAAGCGAAAGGUGAGGUGGGACAACAAGAACCGCACCGUCUAGGAAUUGCACCAAAAUUUCCAGGCAGGUUCUAUUACUAUUUUGGGAAACCAAUUGAAACAGAAGGGAUGAAGCAGGAAUUAAGAGAUCGGGAGAAAGCUCAUGAAUUAUACUUACAAGUCAAAUCUGAGGUGGAGAACUGCAUUGCUUUUCUGAAGGAGAAAAGAGAAACUGAUCCUUACAGAAAUAUAUUGACCCGGUUAGCUUACCAGGCCUCUCAUGGCUUUGAUGCUGAAGUUCCAACAUUUGAACUUUAA